ACACUCCGAGCGCAGGCGCAGUACGCAGAGAAGAGAAGCUCCUCCUGACAAGAGCCUCGCGCUGGUUUGAAAGCCAACGCGCACGCGCCGGAGCCGUUAGGAACUGCCGCGUUGCGCUCGCUAGCAGCUGUCUUGAAACUGAAGGAAUCCUGAAAAGGUCUCCCAUAUUAUCAUGGCUAGCAUCAAUCCUGAAAAAGAAGAAAGGAUUGUGUACAGACAGGGAGACCUGUUUACCUGUCCAGAAACAGAUGCCUUGGCUCACUGUAUCAGUGAGGACUGUCAUAUGAGUGCCGGCAUAGCUGCAGUUUUUAAGAAGAAAUUUGGAGGUAUUCAGGAGCUUUUGAACCAACAAAAGAAGACUGGAGACGUGGCUGUUCUGAAAAGAGAUAACCGAUAUGUGUACUAUCUGAUUACCAAGAAUAAAUAUUUUCAUAAACCUACCUAUGAUAAUCUGCAAAAGAGUUUGGACGCAAUGAAACUCCAUUGUGUUGAAAAUGGUGUAACUCGUAUUUCUAUGCCUAAGAUUGGCUGUGGACUUGAUCGUCUGGAUUGGGAGAGAGUUUCAACAAUGCUUGAAGAAGUAUUUGAGGGUACAGACGUUUAUAUUACAGUUUAUACUCUUUAAUUCUUGCAAUAAUUGUCUUUCUGUCUUGAUUGCUACACUGUGUACCUACAACUGAUUUGUAAGAAUUUGGUGGUAUGAUUUUAAUGCUAUCAUUCUUCCAUAAUUGCAGCCAUUUCUUACUUUUCUGUUUAGUUUUCAGGUACACCCUUGUUUUAAAAAAAUGCAUUGCAAUAAUUUGCUAUUUUGUCUUAUAUUUUUGAAUUAAGCCCCCCAAAGUGUUACACUUUAGUGGUUAGUUGUUACAGAUGUAUAUGUUCAAUUAAAAACAAUAAAUUUGUAUUAGUUAAAUAAC
This is a messenger RNA of Anolis carolinensis (green anole), 917 nucleotides long. RefSeq names its product O-acyl-ADP-ribose deacylase 1 (gene oard1). The coding region runs from base 173 to 625 and encodes 150 amino acids. Gene Ontology annotation, biological process: peptidyl-glutamate ADP-deribosylation. The transcript has 6 exons. The record is from RefSeq and is a predicted model, not a curated record. NCBI's taxonomy places the organism in Eukaryota, Metazoa, Chordata, Lepidosauria, Squamata, Anolidae.